CCUCACCGUUUAGGAUCGUUUAGGGUUUUUCUCCGCUUUCGAUAUCUGCGCCAGAAAACGGAGCCGUGCGUUGUCGUGUAGCAGCAGUCGGAUUGCGGGGAAUAUUUUGUGCGACUUUCUUUGGGAACUGCGCUCUCGGCCAGAAGAAGUUUGAGAGAUCGGUGGCUAGUUGUGUGUUUGAGAGUGCGUUAGUAUUGAAAAGGAUCGUAUCAGGUUUCACGUUUUAUAGCGGAGCGGACUGCAGAUGUUUCGCAGUUCGAAUAAAUUUCGCUAUGCGGUCCUCGGUGGAACUUUGGAAGUUGUCAUAGUGACCUAACCUAGCAAUUAAGCUAUUGUUCAACGGCUAGUGGGCUUUUAAUUUUAGUGGGGACACUCGCUAGUACGGUUCCCCGCGUCCAGUGUGUGUUUGUACGAAUUGAAACGUGCGAGAGCGAGCACCGCCGUCGUUCCUGUGGCGACGCGAUCAGUCAAAGGGCGUGCCAGAGUGAGAUGCACUUAGCCAGUGAUCACUACCACACGCGAACGAACGAAAAAAGCAAGUGAAGCAUCAAAGCGAAGGGCUUUCGGUUGAGUGCAGCAAGUUGCCGUCAAUAAAUAUCCAGAUCCAGCUAGUAGCGACCGAAUGCUAAUUGAUCUAAAUGCGUGGUUUAGCCGUUUAGCAUCUUCACCAAAGGGAGAAAGCGAACGUCUUGUUGAGGGCAAAAAGAUUUACCAUACUAGAAGUGUAUGCUAGUUGCGAUCAAGCAAAUCGUCCAGUUUGGCCAGCUGUUGUAGGUUUUUACAUGCUAAAAAGUGACCUCCUUCAAGUGUUGUUGUUCGGCUGGGGCGGGUUUCUUUUUUUUCAGUCGAUCUUUUGGUGCGCGAAACUGUCGGAAAACAAAGAAGGAGAUUAGUGAAGUGUGUUUAGCUCAAAAGCAGAGCAGAAGGGAUCUCGUGUAACAAACGUUCGUUCGGUUGGUUGAUGAAACUUGCACGACGAACUGAAAAGAAGGAAGCGAAUGAAACAGAAAGAUGACCACCGUUUGCUAAGCUUCUGAAUAGCUUUUAGGAAUAUCAAAACAACAGGAGCAGGGCCAGAACCGUGUCUAACCGAAGAAUGGUCGUUGCUUGCGGCUGAAACGAAUGGCAUCGAAGCACACAUUCGCAACCAAAAACCCACAAAUGAUUUCGAACUGAAUCAGAGAGAGCCCCCCAUCGGAACCGCUAUUCAUGCUUCCCAGAUGAAGAAAUCAAAGCAAAAACGGCUAAAACAUGAACAAUUCUAUCCACCAAUCGACGCAUCCUCCUCGGCUCCGCACACUGCGUCCAUACCCAGCUGCUGUCGCCAGUUGGCCGCAUCAUGUCCAGAUUGCUACUCCCCAUAUUUGGCCGGCCCGUCACGGAGCGAUCCCCACUGGAACAGCAACCGCUACUCACAGCAGCAGCAACAGCAAACCUAUCAGAACGCUUCCCACCAGCACGAUUUCCUCCGCCCGAUCACAGUGGCUGAGACGACAAGUGCUUCCUCUUCCGCCGCGAUCAUCUCGAAGCCUACCAACAUUGUCGCCACGAUGGAACUGUUCGAACCACAACCUUCAACGUCCUCCCAGCAACAACGUUAUUAUCCCCAUCAAGAUUACUCAUACGCUUACUAUGAACCGGGAGUUGCGUUGCGCCAUUCCAACGUUCCGUCCUACAUCUUCGAUCCUGGCAGAAGCGGUGGACCAUCCUCACCUGGACCUUCUUCCUCACAGGCAACGCCUAUAACUGCCGGAUCCAAAUCGAUGCGAUCUCUAGUGGCGCUUGGAGGCAGCGGUCAGCGCAAUCGUUUAUAUUCUUCUAGAAGAUCGGGAGGUGGAAGUGGGCGCUAUCCAGGCUCUCCCUGUGAAAAUAUUUACGAGGAAAUCAUUCAUGAAGAGAAUGAACGGGCCGAAAGUAUGCUACCGGGUACUCCCAGUGGGCGUCUUUCAAUGCUGUCUCUGCAGCAUAGCGUUAUUGUUGAGGAAGAGCUCCGACAGGUGCAAAAUUGUCAUCGCAAAGUUCUGGGCGAAUUGAAUUUAUCCGUCGAGGCAAUGCUAAUGGCGGACAGUGGAAGUGGUCAAGCGGAAGAUAAGAGUGAUUAUCGUAGAGAAGCAAAAUAUUUCCGUAGGAAAUCGUCCUUCGGAGCAGGCGGGCAAAGCACGGAUUUAGAUAGUGGAUUUUCCGGUAGUAGUGGUAGCACCAGCUACAUCGGAAAUUUACGGGCUCUGAAAACCGAGGCGAAAAUGUUAUCACUUCAGCAGCAAAGUUAUCAUCAGUCGAUGAUUUUGUUCGACCGAAUCGGUCAGGAAGACACCCGUAGUGUUAUCAGUUCUAAUUCGGCGGAUCGCGCCAGGGGUGGAUCGAUAAAGGCAAUCUGCAAGGGUAAAAAUUUAAGCAAAUUGUUCAGCGGAAGCACACGAUCGUUACGUAAAAUGCUCGAAUUGGGGGAAACGUCCCGGCCCAAGGGAACUCUUUCGACGCCUAAUUCGCCUACAUUUGUCAAAUCGAACAAGGUCGGUUUCUGGUCCGGAAAAAGCUGGGCCAAGCGGCUCUCGGCAAGCGGAGCUUUACACAGCAGUUUCGAUGAAGAUGAAACGAAGCCCUACCAAACAGCGGACACCUCGUGGGAUAGCACUCUGUCGUUCGAUCUCCCGGCCGACGGUGGUCUCGGCAAGCGAGCUCCGGAAGUCAUUCUCAACGGCACCGACGGGAAACUUAAUCAGCUAAUCCCGUAUCAAACGGAACGAACCAGUGCAAGCAUCAAACUCGAAUACAAGCCAUCAACCCGUACCGUCAGCUCCGAGGACAGUUGCUAUUCAGAAGAACGGUACAUUUCCUCGGACGACGAAGACGACGACGACGACGAGGACGAGAUCGAUUUGGACGAGAACGAUAUCCGAGAGGAGUAUCUACGUGAGCAUCAUCGGCGUAAUCGUCGUGACCAACCAAAGAACUCAACGCCAAAGGAAGUAACAACACCAACGGCUCCUCCUCCGUCCGAACAGCAGCUGCAGCUGCAGCAGACUUCCGGCGAACGAAGGCGUAGUAGUAUCACCCAGUUCCAGAACACCCUCAACAAGGCAAAGAAUCACUUUUCGCUCGAUAAAUGGAAAGGUCACCACGGCGGUGGCAGCAACAGUGCAGCAGCAGCAGCGGCAGCAACAGCCGUCCUCAACGGGAAUCACAUCAACAACAGCAGUCGAACGUCCUGCGUAUCCCUGCCGGUGGCUGUUGCUGGUGGAGGCGCUGGCGGUAAUGUUCAACUGAUCGCCGAUCUCGCUAACAACAACCGGAACUCGAUGCACGCCUCCACAAUGCCAAGCACAACAUCCGCCGCGUCUUCCCCGGCGCUAUCCGUGGCCCUAAGCCCGGGAUCAAUCUCUCUUGCGGCAGCAAACGCGCCCCCCUGCUCGGCUAGCCCGUCGCCCUCGAUCUCGUCGGAACCGUUCUCUCGACUAUCGCGCUGGUUCUCGAUACGUCGCGGUUCGAUGAACCAGUACGACGUGAAGGGUCACAGUCACAACAGCGGCGGGGGUUCGAGCGUCGGUUCGGUUUCCGCUGGCGGAAAAGAGAAUCGCCGCAACAGCAUCGACCACGUUGAUUCGACUGGAUCACUAUUCGGGGGCCCCGGAAGCCGAUACGACGGUAGCAAGCUGGCAAUGGGGAAAGUUAUGGAAGCCGACGAAGAUCCACUGCAGCUGGUCCUGGACAGUUUCGCUAUGACACGCGGUGCAGGCGGAGAGUCAAAAACGACCGAAAGGCGGCACAUCCCGGUCGCACUGCCGCCGGCUCCGGCUGGACUGACCCAGCAACAGCUCAAACGAAGACUGAUCGUAGCUGCCAUUGUUCACAGUGAGAAUUCGUAUGUAGCCUCUCUUCAACGUUUGGUUAAUGAAUACAAACGACCCCUGGAGGAAAGUAAUCCGCCCAUUCUGAACCCAUCAAAAACUGCCAUUUUAUUUCACCGCUUGCCCGAGAUUCUUCAGCUGCACACCCUUUUCCGUAUAUCACUAGCCGACUAUAUACAAAGCUGGGAUAACGAGGAAAAGAUUGGCGAUGUUUUCGUGGCCACUUUCAGCAAAUCGCUAGUCCUGGACGUUUACAGUGGUUUCAUCAACAACUUCUCGAUUGCCAUGGACCUGGCGCGAAUGGAAGCGAAGCGAAAGUCAGCGCUGUCGGAUUUUCUCAAAGUGAAACAGAUUAGCUCCCACGAUCGGCUGUCCUUUUUCGGGCUAAUGGUGAAACCGGUCCAACGGUUUCCCCAGUUUAUACUCUUCCUGCAAGAUUUGCUCAAGUACACCCCCCAGGGACACCACGAUCGGAUGUCGCUUCAACUGGCACUAACUCAGCUGGAAUCGCUGGCGGAAAUGUUGAACGAGCGAAAGCGGGAAGCUGAACAGUUCCAAGCAUUCAAGGAAAUGCUGGAAAAUAUUAGCGGAACGUUCAACAUUCGUUCGCUGGUAUCGGGCGGAACGUCCGACACUGCGAUCAACAGUAACAAUACUCGUUAUUUGCUCCGGGAGGAUAACGUUACCCAGCUGGAGUUCAAUCAGUCCGGGUACAUUGUGAAGAGCAAGAAACGCCGGCUGCUGCUGUUGAACGACAAGGUACUGUGCGUUUCCGUUGCUCCCAAGCAAUCGCACGAGUUCGGUUCCUCGGAGAAGCUCACCUUCAAGUGGAUGCACCCGGUGCAGGACGUAGAAAUUGUGGACAACAACCAGUCAAUCACGCUUUCCCGGAUACUGACGGCCGGAAUGAAACGUGGUAAUAGUCUCAAGUCCAACUCGAGCUUCGAUUCACCCCACCUGAGUUCGGCUGGCCUAUCGGCGGGCGGCACAAUGAACAGCUCAUUCGGCAGUGGCUCCGGUGGAACGUUGCCCGGUACCGGCAGCGAAGCGGAUAAUUUGUGCGGCGAGAUGAACGAUCUAAUGCACGACUACGAGGUGAUGUCGCGCAUCAACGAUCUGGUCGGAACGCUCAAAGGAAGCUACAAGGAGAUUAACCUGGGUGUGACGAAGUCCAUCCUGGCGGAUAUCCAAGCGUCGAUACAGAAAAAAGACGAGGAAAUCUCCUGGGUAGACUCGUGCUGUCUGCAGUUGGUGCUCAAGAAUGCCACCAAGGGUGGCAAGGAGGAUCUAACGUACACAUUCCAGAUCGAAAGCCCCGUGGUGAAAAAGGACUGGAUCACUGAGCUACGGUUGGCGCAGCUGGCGCUAGAUGCGAAUAAUUCUCCAGCUUGGCAGAUCGGAGCCGAGCAAGAGCAACGGCACUCGCUCGCUAAGAUGCCCCUGUUCGUGAAGGCCUAUCCGGCGUAUAAGUCGCAGCAUCAAACCGAGGUCUGCUGCGGAUGUUAUUUUUCAUCGAACUUGGCUGCAUCGGGGGCAUAUCGGCUCAAGCCGUCAGCGCGUAAACGCCUGAAGCACUCGAAUACGUUGUGGAUCUGCUCGAGUGACAAGAUCAACAGUCACGUAACCAUUCUUUCGCACAACAGCGCUCAGCACCAGAGCAACGGUGGAUUCGGAGAAGUGGCUAGGUUUAGUUUGGCGGAAACGAUCGUCACCUGUAUGGAGUACGUAAAGGAAGGCGGUCUGAUAACCGGCGACGAUAUCAGUGCGGAUUCGAUUUGGAUGGGCACAAAUAACCAUCGCGUGCUGAUCUAUUCGGCUAGCUUUCCGAUCAACGAUGAACAGUUGGUUAAUCUGUCACUGCCAGGGGUUCCUAGUCAGAUUUUGUACUUCAACGAGCGAGUUUAUGUGGGUAUGACCAACGGAAGCGUUCUGGUGUUCGCGAAAACAGAGGCGGGCAUCUGGAGUCUGAAUAGUCCGAAAAUAUUGACAGUUCAAGCGGAACCGAUAAGCAGUUUGCUAGCAAUCAACAGUAGUGUGUAUUUCGCAGCAGGAAAGCACGUUUACGUGAUCAAUGCCAGAACGAACGAGGUUGAGAAAAACUUCCACAUAAAGCACACAAACUCGGCCAACGUCAGCUCGAACAUAAACCUACUGGCCCACUCUGGAAUCGGCUUGUGGAUCUCACUUAAGAACUCCAGUAUCAUUUGUCUAUAUCACACGGAAACUUUCAAGCACCUGCAGGAUAUCAACAUUGCGUCAAAUGUGUUGCGAGUAACGUCGUCGCACCAGAAUCCAUCGCGAGAGACAAGUUCUUCGAUUCAGGUGACUGCUCUGAUGGCUGCCAAAGGAAUGCUAUGGGUGGGAACAAACGUUGGUAUCACGCUUACAAUCCCGUUGCCACGACUUGAAGGUGUUCCCAUCAUCAGCGGUGGGGUCAACAUCUCCUAUCACGCUCACUUGGGCCCAGUAACUUAUCUUCUCCCAUUGGUUACAAAGUCUUACCAUCCGCUGACACCAACUCAGCCAUCCAAAACGGUAGCCAUUCAGGACACUCCGGAUAACAAAUCUACGUCAAACGACACAAAAGAGGAAUCACAGGAACAGUCAGCUAAGCAGGAGGAUGCGAAAAAACAGAAAGAAACCGCCGCAUUAAAGGAACAAAUCUGUUCCAGUCCGGUUAUUCUUCGUCGUAAAAAACCACCACCGAUAGACUCGGGUCGAAUGACGAAAACUCUGCCCCGCAACUUGCGCACCAGCAGUGGAGCUUUCUCGCCCUCAAUCCACUCAACGCUUUCCUCUUCGUCCCAAUAUUCGGAUCAAGGCUGCGAUGUGUACGGUUUGUACAGUGAUCUUAUUUUCGUCAAGGAAGACAUCGAAAAUCAGGAAGAUCGCAACAUCCUGGAUCCCAGCUACGAUUAUCUGCGUCGAAGUGAUCCCGACAUCGCUGCCAUUCCGGCUAAGGUAUCCACUCUGGACCGACGGCUGCGAAUGAAGGUUAGCAGACCGCGUUCGCUCGAUCUUUCCAACUGGUCGAUGGAAUCGCGUUCGUCCAGCGUUUACACCUCGUCGGGAAGCGACGAAAACGUGGGCAACCGCAGCGGAACCAACAGCAAAAACGUUUCCCGCAACAGCUCCAGCGCUAGUCACAAGAUGAACAACUCCGAUCUGGAUAACAUCAACGAAAACGAGGUUGCCCUGUUACAGAAGAAACCGGCAACCGACGCGAAUUCCAUCGCUCCCAAAGAGUCCAUCGUUGCGGUAACGGAAGUCGAAAAGUAUCCCGCCACCCAUACUGUCAAACGAAAAAAGACCCAGUCGACAAGUGCAGGCGGAGAUAAUUCUGCCAAUGGAAGUGCCCGCAGGACGAUCCUUACACUGACUGGGGGUCGAGGUUAUGUCAACUGGCGACACAUUUGGGAACGAGCGGGUCCAGCGGAAGGCGGUGGAAGUAAAUCGGCUACCAAUUCCCCACAGAACCAUCAUCAGAGAACCAAUUCGGUGACAUCGCUGGCCGGGUUAGGUCAGACCAACUCAACCGAUGCUCACAUUAUUAUUUGGGAAAAGAAAUUGUAGGUUAUCUUCACAAUGUGUAAAUACGGCUUUGUCCUGGAUCAGGCGAUACCUUUAAGCUUAAGGUUUCAAAAUGUACGCUUUGAUGUACAAUAGAAAACUGUAUCCCAGUGAACUGGCGAAAUGCUGCAAAACCGUAAAACCUUAUAGGGCAAAAAAAGUUAGGAAGUUGUGAUAGAAAUCAUAUUUGUUGUACACAUUUCGAAUGCAUUUCACAUUUCAUUGAAGCUCUGUGCUAGACUAACAAUUCGCUGCAUUCCUUCCAACUGAAUCGGAAAUUAUCAAACAGAUGUAUAUUUACCAAAUUUCCAAUUCCGCUAAUGGCAUUCAAUCACACACACACAUAUUCAUGCAAAAACGCAUUCGCGUUUGAGCGAUGGAGAGAUUUGUUAGUUGUACAAAGCACAGAUUCGAUCGAUUAUAAGGAAAAAAGUAUGAAUUUAUUCAUUUCACACAGUCUUCUAACAACAUUAGAGCGAAAGCAAAACCUCACACAACAAAUCAAAGCGGUAUUUAUUGUUACUUUGUAAGAGCUGCUACCAUUUGUUACUCGAAAGAUUUCUGAUCUGUAAACCAAAAAAGGCAUAUCUCAUACCUUUCCUUCUUCUACUUCUUCCUCUGCUGUCCGGUAAAAAACAGUAAUGGUAAUGAUUAAUUUUACAACGAAACAGAACACAGAUAUAAAUCCUUCCAUCUUUACUGUAUCAAAAACAAGAAAAAAACGUAGAAACAUUUGUUAGGAUUCUUUUCCAAUAGAAAGAGCAAGUUCAAAGUGACUUUGAACGGGUUUUUGGGCUUAAUAUUGAAUAGGCGUAAUAUUCUAUACUAGAUUACUACAGUUUGUUAGUUUUUAGUACAAAAUAAUCCAUUUUACCCUUUGUACAGAACUAAUACGGCUAAGCUUGCCCUUGAAUGGUUUCGAGUUUAGAAUCGAGCAACACACAUAGUAGGAUGCGCGGGAAGGAUGAAAGUUUGUCCAAGUUUCGUUCAAUGGUUAAGUUGAUUAUCAUUGUUCUUUACUUAUUGUUCAUUCGCUAAUGAAUUCUAGAGAAUUUCUUAUGCAAUUCCAUCUUUCCGCUUCAGAAUCUACUGUAUCGUAUAACAAGAAAAAAUCAUUUCUAUAUAUCUCAACUCUUCGCAUCAUUUAACAAUUGUUUGCAAAAUAUAUCUGUAAUAGAGAAAAAAAAAUCAGAAAACGAAAAAUCUCGGUGGCAACAAAAAAUUUAUCCAGUAAUAAAAGGAACUAGAUGUUCACUAUUUGUAAAAAGCGAAAAUCAAAUACCCGCUGUGUUGCCUACUCAAUUGACACUCAUAUAUCACUACCAACACCAUCCGGAAGGCAAAUCGGAAGACGCAUGAUAAUCUCCAGCAUGGUUUCAAUCUAGAUCUUCUAAAGAGUGUGCAUGUUAGUCUGUCAUCUUACAUAUUGAUAACUGAAAUCUCGCCAAACAUGUGAAAAGGGCCUAUGUGCCAUAUGUAAACAAGCCACAAUUUCACGUUUUUUGACGAAUACAAGCUUAAUCUGCCCAUACAAAUAAGAUUUGUUGAUUAAAAAAACUUCUUUUAUCAACAAAUCUCAUUUGUAGGGAUAGAUUACGCUUGUAUUAAUCACAAAAUGAGAAAAUUCGGCUUGUUUACAAAUGGCACAUGGGCCCUUUUCACAUGUUUGGCGAGAAAUGGUUGCAAUUCAUCUUCACGUCUAUACAUUUGUGCAUCAGAAGAAUUGAUGGGAAAUAAAAAAUCGGUUCAACUUCAAGUGUGUACAAGUACAAGUCUGUACGGAAGCAGAAUAUAUGCAGCGAUUUUCAAGGUAGGUAUUGUAAAAGAAAAAUAAAAUGUUUAAAAAAUAAUUAUUAUUUUAUCUCUAAUAUGUUACAGAUUUCUCUCACUGAAGUCUACUUAUGUCCAUUUUCUUUCAAAUAUAAUAAAGAAAUAAAUUAAUCUGUUUUGUCGUUAUCAUCUCAAAAACAAAUGUUGCACUCGUUUAUUUGGUUCUAAACAGCGAUCAAAAGAAAUAAAAGUGCAAUGUCGGGACCUUAUUUCUAUAUUGCGGUUCUUUUCUAAAAGCCGCAGACCAUCAAAUAAGUUGCGCGCAACAGAGUUGUGCGCCUGUCAAAAAUACAUUUCGCUUCUUGUGAGUAAGGUUACAAGCGUAUUAUUGCCCAUGUGUGUUUUUUUUUCUUUUAUGACAAAUAUGUUUCCACAUGUAAAACGUAUUUUUUUAUGUUGAAAGCAAUCGUCUGGUGCAGUAAACAAUAGAAUUUAACAGACCUACUUGUCUAACAGUAUAUUAAAUGGGCUUAAAAUAUUUGAAUGUAUGUUCAAUUAUACAUAUUAUACCCUGGCGCACAAUUCAAUGACAGAAAAAUAAAUCAACAAUAUGCUGAAAUUUCUCGAGAAUCACAAUACCAGCUAAAAACUUCAUGGCUAACCUCAUUGACGCACGUCUCUAAUGUAAUGUAUGUCUCUUCAGCAACUUCAGCACAGUUCUUCUCACCCGUCGCUCGCUGGCACUAAGCGGACACUCUUUGGACGUGGUUGUCGCAGUUGUACCCAGGCAUGCGUUCGAAUAUUCCGGCGUGCAAAAUAGGUACCACAGAUAGCCAUGCCGCUCACUGCAGCAAAGUCUCAGGCCUCUUUCUCUACCAAUUACAGGGUGGAAGCACACUUUCUGCCCGACCUGAGCAUUUGCAACUCCGAUGUCGACAGUACUCCUUCUCUUUAUCGGAUUUUUCAUUGGUCGAUGCGUAAACAUUGAGGAGUUUGCCCAUAAUUCUCAAGACUCACUGUACCUCAUCUUGGACCUAAUCAGUCUUGUUAGUUUCGCAGGAAAGCCAUUUUCGUCCAUUACUUUCCAUAACUCUACACAGUCGAUAUCGUGAGUGGCCUGAAAAUCGAUAAAUAGGUAAUGCGUGGGAACUUUUUUUUUCCUGUAUGAACUUUCUCACUGCGACCAGAAUCAUAGAUCUAUUGUGAGAUAUGCCCGGGUGGCUGCUGUAUCCCGCACUUCUGUUAAUAGCAAUACCUCUAUUGAGAAGUGGCAUGCUUAUUUUUAUUGUUCAUCAGUGCUGGUGUGUAAUGUGCUACUCUUCCUUUACACGCUUACUGUUCUACUAUACCGAUACUCGUUCCUCUUGCCAAAUAUCACCAAUUAUAAUUCCCUGGAGAAGUUUCGUCGUGCGUCCUUCUGGCCAGUUUUAUUGAUAAGAGGGACUUAUUUUUUGUUAAGAGGAAGUCACGCAAAGGUAUUUGUAGAUUUCAGCGGAAAGGAAGGGUAACUGGGUGGGGAGCCUGAGAAUAAACCCCUGCUUAAGUCCUUUUUGACAUCGGAUGGCCUGGUUCUACUAAGAUUCGAACCCACGACCAUCCGCUUGACAAAGCGGACUCUGUAACCUUGAGGCUACGCAGCUCCCGUGGGAACUUGGUAUUCGGCUUAGUUCCAGAGGAUCUGCCGCAGCGAUUUGGUCCGUUUGUCAAACAGCCAUCCACAAAACCGGAUUGAUAACUUUCCACAAAUCUUCGUGCUAGCGGCGAGAAACGGUGAUCUGGGAGAACACUUUGUAGGCUGUGUUAAGAAUCGUGGUCGCUCGUUAUAUCCCUCUCAAGCGCUAUGCUGACGAAGGCGGCUCUACUCAAAACUCACUAUUUCAGAUGAACACUCGGGAUGCUGGUUCCGUCGGGUGAUGUAUCGGUGAAAUUCACUCGUGCACUCUCGCCACUGUGCCACAUCGUUGCUUAGUGGUAUUCUCGGGGGCAGUGAUGGAAAUGAGACAAAUAUGAUGCCAUCCUCGUUUAGUCUCGAUCUGUACAAAUCCUGUCGUAUAGUAGACCGCGAUUAAACUUGAAUCCUCUCAAUCCAUAAUAAAAUGAUGAUAUGGUGCAUAGGUUUUUGGGAGAAAACAGACACAUGAUUAGACUACAUCAGCUCUGAGAAGCGAUUCGAUCGUUGUGUUUGUCUCUUCAUACGCCGGUCGUUAGGGGAAGACAGGAUGCAACAAGAGAAUAUCAUGUCGCCUGAGUAGCAGCAGAGGUGUGGUGCGGUGAGAGGGAAAGUGUGCUGGAAUGGACUACUUCGGAAGCGGUUAGGUUGAGCGUAGGAGAAAAAAAUCUUAUUCAUUAGUCAUAUACAGGGUUGCCAAUGUUCCAGUUUAAACUGGAUUCCUCCAGUUUUUUUCAAGUGAUCCAGUCAAACAGUUUAUUCCCAAAAUCUUCCAGUUUUUUCAGAUAUUUGCCAGUUUUAUCCAGAUUUUUAUUCACUCAAGCUCCGAUUGGUUUUCGGAAAUAUUUUUAAAACGGAAAUUUUGUAGAUUGAUACAUUAUUAUGACAAUUCUUAACACAGGGUGGCGAAAAAAUUUUCAAAAUAAAAUUCCCUGAUUUUUCCUGAAAUUCAUCAAUUUCCCUGAUGUUUUUCAGCAUUCGGCACAAAAAAGUACAACGCAAAUCCGAAAUCACAGUGAACAAAGUAUUCAAUCGGAUAUGAAACCCAACAGUAGAUGUCCCGAAUUAACCUUUUGCGCUGAAAAAAUCAGUUUUUGUACUAAAAAGCCGCUUAAAAAAUCGCUUUUUGUUUUGAAAAAUUUUCCCUGAAUGUUCAGUGAUCAAAAAAUGAAUUCCCUGACAUUCCUCGAUUUUUCAGGUUUUUGCAGGUUUUUGACACCCUGUAACAGCAUUUUCAGUAUACCAUCUUCUCGCACGAAACACGGUCAAAUAAAAGACGGCAUGACAUGGUUGAGAUAAAACCAAACAAAUAGAUUUUACCAGACCAUAAAAAAAAUCUUCUAUUUAUUUUCUGUUGCGUAGCAGUUAAAAAAAUGUUAGAGGACUUAAAUACCAAAAGAUAGCGAAGUCAGGAAUAAUUGAAAUUUAAACUUCACUGAUGUAACGGAAGGAAAUGUUGCGUUAAUACUUUUGUUAAAUAUAAAAGCAAAUGGAAAAGCUGUAUAUCUUAAUUUUGAGAUAGAUUGAUUGCGUAAUUUUAAAUUUUGCUGCUGUUAGAGGAAAUUUUUCAGUGCAUAAUUUUAACAAAAUGUAAGCCCAGAACAAAACAUUUCUGAUUAGAAUGAGUAAUUUUUUGCGAAGAGUUUUCGCUUUAGUUGCUGUAUUCAAAACUGACACUGGAUUCAAUCCCCGUAACAGAAAAGCUCUUCCACAAUCUUUUUUUUUCUUUUUUCUAAAUUUAGUUGGAAUCCAGUUUUUUCUUCAACCUUUUUCCAGUUAAAUCGAAAAUUUUAUUGGCAACUCUGGUCAUAUAUAACGAAUAUAAUACGAGCUAUUCGCUUCGUGUAACUGGGAUUGGGUUGUGCUCAUUGAGAACCACGUGUUGUAGUUCUCACUAAUGACAAGAAAUGUAUCAUAAGAAAUAAAGCAGAGAGGUUCACUGGCGGUUUUGAGACUCUUAUUGUCUCGGGCCAAUAAACACAAACUUCAACAACAACAACAAAGCAAAGAGCGUGCACCAUCACCGAUACUUUGUUAUUCGCAUACUGACGACCAUGUCAACGCAUUUUGGACUUACUUUAAAUGUAUUCAAAAUCGCUAGAGGUGAUUUUUUUCCAUCGCUGCUCGGGGGACUGGCUGCCAGAGCCUGUUCAAUUAACAAUUAUCAGGUUAUAGUGACGCUUUGACCCGUCACUUUCAAUUGAAAAGCUUUUGUAUCAUUCUCAAGCUCUUCGUGAGUCACAUGAAAACAACUCGGAAGUUCUUGCUUUGAUUUUGACAACUGAAGGGCUAGAAACUGAUACAAAUGCGUUUCAAUUGAAAGGAAAGAUUAUCACCGGCACUCUCACAUGACGAUUCUUAAUCGAAAAUGACAAUGAGCGCUAACAGAGACAGGGGGCUUCCAUACAGUACUUCGCGCAAAUAUAUGGACGAGGGAGAAAAGAAAACCGUGAUGAUAUGAAACGGAGAACACCAAAACUAGUUUCACAAUGCGAAGUGGUUACGCAGCGCCAGUGAUAAACAGCGAAAAAAAAUCCGAAAUAUUGAUCGGAAUUUGCGUGACGUUUUUAUUGGAUGCCAUUAUUGGCGUUUUAACUGCGGCUUGCGGUAUUAGAGAACUAUCAUCAAAUGACGCGAUGCGGUGCUAGUUUCAAUUGAGACGCUGAAGGAAAUGAAAGAGUCUCUCUCUCCGUCACUCUCUCCGUCGGAUUGAAGGUAUUGAUAACAAUUUGAGACAGCUCACAGCCUAGACAUCACCCGGAGAUUAUGUAUGCGAGAAGGCUAUCGUAACUUCCGUGCCUGUAAGCAACCAAACAGGGCAGGGAAGCAAAAUCUGAUUAUCAGAUCACAGAGAAAUAAUAUUUAGAAUUUAUAUGAAGGUAAGUUUGAACAUAAGAAAAAAUGUGAUUGAUGAUUGAUUGUGAUUGUGAUUGAUUGGUUACAAAAGUAAAGAGCCAAGCGAAAUUUUCAUUCGUCAUAUAAUCAGGUACAGUGUUGCAAUUAAAAUAAAACAAAAACUAAUAGACCUUUUUUUGCAGAUAUGGAAACCAUUUGCUGGCUAAAAUCCUCUCGUAUAAACCGCUGUUUGUUGUAAUAAUUGUUCAGUUUUGAAAACAAAUUUCCCUUCACCUUUUGUUUCAGAAUUUUUAACUUGAUCAGUGAAUAUAUUUAUUUUUCGAAUUUAUAUUUUCCACAAAAAAAAAAACUAGGGUGUCUUCAUUUUCAACCUGGUGCAGUGGACUCCGAUUAAGUACCUCGGUUAUUCGUACCCGCUGUGGGCUCACGCGUUCGGAUGGUUUACCGCUCUCUCCUCGAUGUUGUGCAUUCCCGGUUACAUGAUCUGGCUGUGGAGAAACACCCCCGGCGAUCGGGCCAACAAAAUUCGACUGAUCGUCAGAAUCGAGGACAGUGUCGCCCAGCUGCGGGAAAGAAUGAAGAACGAUCAGGAGAAAGCUAUGGAACUUUAAGAGGAGCGUUAUAUUACUAAAUCAACGAGAAAAGCGAUUCCGAGCAACCUUAAACUGAAACGAAAAAAAACUUUGCUUUCUUUACAAACGCCCUCUUUUUCGCUAGUAUAUUUCACCCAGUCAGUGAUUCUUUAAGAAAAAAAUGGAAAUUUAAAUCAGCCUCAAAACUCCUCACCUCUCCUCAGCACACAGUUGUUAACUCCCUCGCGAAUCUUCUCAUUCAGUUUCGGUCCAUAGCGUAAUGUGACGAUUGUUAAUUACACUAAUUGUAUGAUGUAUUGAUGAGAGUUUUAAUUUAUUUUAGUAAAUAUUUUACUAACAGAUAUAGAAAAAAAACUUUGCCCCUAACUUUCUAAGCGUACGCGAGCACACAUAGAACCAUUAUCACGGAAACACGAGCACACACACACGCUUCCAUUUAUUGUUAGCUUUAUUAUCGAAUGUUAUUUUUAGCGUGAAGCUGUCUGGUGUCUAUAUAGGACGCGAAGAGUUAGGCUCCGGAUCAAACUAUCUAGAGUUAGGUUAAAACGAGAUAACAAUUAACGUUAAGUUUGUUUCGCACGCUAAGACACAAUCCCACCAAUCGCUGGUUUCAUUCUACCUGGAAGGAACAAAAUUGCCUACAUUUUAAUACAUUUCAAAACCAAAAUUUUAAUUGAAUUUAUUGUAGAGGAAAUCUGACCCGAAUUGAAAAAUUGCUGCAUUUUGAGAUAGAGUGGAACCGGCCACAGUAUCACUACCAGCAAAUCGUUAGAGCGCACCAGAUGCUUGGAAUCGACUAGUAACCUUAAAUUAGAGUUAUUUAUGGCAGGAUAGCAUAUUGAUUGCACACCGGUGUGGCGCAAGCCACGUGUGGAUCCAGGAAGCGAAAACGACACUUGCAACACCUUCUUCACUACCAAAUAAAAUGUGUGAUUUUUAAG
Wyeomyia smithii (pitcher-plant mosquito) is the source of this 15247-nucleotide messenger RNA. RefSeq lists its product as uncharacterized. The transcript is spliced from 9 exons. Gene Ontology annotation, biological process: positive regulation of stress fiber assembly; actin cytoskeleton organization. NCBI's taxonomy places the organism in Eukaryota, Metazoa, Arthropoda, Insecta, Diptera, Culicidae. The record is from RefSeq and is a predicted model, not a curated record. Gene Ontology annotation, molecular function: protein binding; guanyl-nucleotide exchange factor activity. Bases 1221 to 7421 code for a protein of 2066 amino acids.